AACAGUUUGUUGCUGUUACUGAAUAAAGCAAGACGUUUCUACGGAUUACGGGCGUUUUUAUUAAUACAAGUGCUAGUUUUUGUUACUGUUGUUGUUGCACGCCGGUGAAAGCUGUUAUGUGUAAAUAGAUGUUGUGUUUUUUUAAUUUACUGGUUAUCGUUGCCUUUGUCGGUCGGUUGGUCAACGUGAAAUAAGAACUUUUAAAACGAAUAUCGAUUUCAUUUCGCUUAAACUUGAUCUCAUUUACUGUUUGUGAACAUAUCAACACCAACUUCUCUAUUCUAAUAUCGCAGGGAUAGAGAUUAAUGUUGUCAGCAAAUGAAUAAUAAAAGCUAUGCAAAAGUAAUAAAGAACAACAGUGAUCAAAAAUGAACGAAUUCUUCAACACAAAAUUUGCAAUUAAUAAAGCACAGAGUAUAAAUAAAAGUUUUUUGAUAUUGCUCAUAUUUGCCAUUGCUCUGAAUGUACAGUACUGUGAUGGUCAUGGUCGACUAAUCGAACCACCAAGUCGUGCAUCAGCAUGGCGUUAUGGUUUCAACACACCACCUGACUACAAUGACCACGAAUUGUACUGUGGAGGUUUUACGCGUCAGUGGAAACGUAAUGAAGGUAAAUGCGGCGUGUGUGGAGAUGCAUGGGAUAUGCCAGAACCAAGACCUCACGAACACGGUGGCCAGUGGGGUCAAGGCGUUAUUGUGCGUCGCUAUGCCCCUGGGUCUGAAAUGACCAUACGUGUAGAGUUAACGGCAAGUCACAUGGGAUAUUUUGAGUUCCGUCUAUGCCCGGAGCCUAAAGCAAAUCAGGAAUGUCUAGAUCGUAAUCUGUUAACAGUUCUAGGAGGAUCUCCAUCACAGCCAUCGCCAAGUGAUUUAGAAACAAGGUUCUAUCCACGCAAUGGAAGUAGAAUUUAUGAAAUAAAAGCCGUGUUACCAGAAAUAACUUGUGAUCAAUGCGUUUUACAAUGGCGUUAUAUAGCAGGAAAUAACUGGGGUAUGUGUCCAGAUGGUAAUGGUGCUGUUGGCUGUGGACCUCAGGAAGAAUUUAGAUCGUGUGCUGAUAUUGCAUUAGGAGAGGGUAUUCCAAAGCGUCCCGUCAGACCACCAAUUCGACCAACCUUGCGUCCCAAAAUCACUACCAGCAGCACGGAACGCAGUCAACCAGAGGAGUCCACGGAACCAUUCAAUUAUGUCCCAUUGCUUGUCAUAUUUAUAUUGUUGUUCCUUGGAUUGAUUCUUUUGGCAAUAUGGUAUUUAUAUCGCAAAAACAAUCCGCUUAUCGCACGAUGCAAAGAAUAUCUGGAUAAACGUCUAUGUAAAAAGAAGCCUUUGCCAGGCACGGUAACGGUUAGUUCACAGAAAAGAUCGACAUUGUCAGCGUUUAGUUCAGUUCCUGCAUUGGGAAAUAAUUCUCUCAAAGCUGCUAAUGAUAAUAAAUCAAAUAGAGAUGAAGUACCAGUUCCACCGCCACGUUUAAAACGCAAUUCUCGCGUUAAAGAGAUGUCACCCGAUGAAUCAAGCGUCGCUUAAGCUUUAAAAUAAAAUGGAUCUUUUCAUUUCUUAAUAAUAUGAAAAUGUUUCCCGUUUUCCAAAUUGUUAGUUCACUUACUCGUAUUUAUGUACAUAUAUAAAUAAGUUGUGCUCACAACCGAUCGCCUGAAUACUCCAAAAAGAAAUUAUAAAAGAUGGAAUCGAUCAGUUAUGUCCGCACAUUUUCAUUAAAUUUUAUUAUUUAUUUAUAAUUUUUGGAUGAUGGAAAAACUGACAAAUGCGCCCGACUGCCCUUAACUUGUGUUCCAUAUAAACUUAAAAUAGUAUACAUACACAUAAAAGUUUAUAAAUUAGUUUAAGUUUAUUAAAAUCAUUAUGUAUUAUAAUUAAUUAAUGAGAAAUACAUGUCAAAUCCUUUAUCAAAGGAUGAGAUUGACAAAUUUUUAUAUAAUUUUGUGAUAAGUACAUACAUACAUAUAUCUAUAUAUGGAUAAUCAUAUUCUUUAAUAUAUUUUAACAACAAUCAUAAACAUUUAA
This is a messenger RNA of Lucilia cuprina (Australian sheep blowfly), 2024 nucleotides long. RefSeq lists its product as uncharacterized. The transcript is spliced from 4 exons. Bases 369 to 1526 code for a protein of 385 amino acids. The record is from RefSeq and is a predicted model, not a curated record. Lineage: Eukaryota; Metazoa; Arthropoda; Insecta; Diptera; Calliphoridae.